ACAGUUGCAAUAAUCAAGCUGAUUGAAAAAAAAAAAAAAACAUCUCUCUCAAAGUUUUCUAAACAAUCUUUGAAAAGAAAAUUAAAAACAAUAAAAAUAGUUGAAUAAUUAAGGUGUUCAAGUGUUUAGAUAGUGUAUUUAAGUGUUAAUUUUAAAUGUUUAUUGUAAAAAUUAAUUGUUAAAUAAGUGGUGUCCUCUGACGAUGCAUAAUCAUAACUAAGGUUAGAAGUGCGUUCUUUUCGCGGGCAACGACAAGUACUCAGUGAACAAAUCGAUGUUUAUUAAUCAAAUAAUUAAUUUAACAAGCUCAAUAAAUUAUAAAAACAAUAAAUUAACAAUAUAAAAUGUAAACCAGUGUCAAUUAUGCUUAAAAAAUACUCAAAACAAGUGUUAUAACCUGUUUUUUUUUUCUUCUCUUUUUUUAAUUCCAUUUUUAUUAUUUUAUUAUUUUUUUUUUUUUUUUUUUCGUUCGAAACGUUAUGGACGCCAUCUACAGUGACAAUUGAACAUUUUCAUAAAAGCGAUUUUGUGAUUGGUUCAUAAAUAAAAUCCACAAGGUACCAUAUAAAAGCUUAAUACUCAAAAAAAUAAAUAAAUAUUUAAUAAAAAAAUAUUAAAUAUUAAAUUAUAAUAAUUAUUAUUACAAAUUAAACUUAUAAUAUAGCAUUAAAAUAUUAAAUUAAUAGGUAAAUUAAUAAUAUUAAAUAACACAAAGUGUCAUGGCGUCAAUUGUAUUGACCAAUGAGCGUUCUUCUUAUAAACUUGUAACGACAAAAACCUAUAAUUUUCAUCUCUCCCCCCGCUGACACCCAUAAUUCGCGUCGUCUCGUUGGUUUUUUCACAAAUUUUCGUCUCUUCGUUUAUCAUUUUACAAGUGUUGAAAAAAAAAAGGACAACAAGUAACAAUUACAAGUUCACCCAUAGCCCGCCAUCAUCCAGUGUCUAUAAUAAUUAUAAUUUUUUAUAAAUAUAAAUUAGAUUAAUAAUUAAUUUUACAUUUUUUUUUUUUUUUUGAUACUAUAAUAUUGAGUAAAUAACACAAGUGCAUAUUCAACAUGCAUAGAGUGUGUUUGAUCACGUGACCUUGAUGAUGAAAAAUGGCGCAAAUAAUAUAUUACAAAGAUGGGUUAUCCUCAUUGUAUACCCCAGUGUCAUUUGUAUUUGUUUACAAAUCUAAAUUUUCAUAAACCACGUGUUAAGUGAUUAUUUUAUUUAUUUAUUUUUUUUUUUCACCUACAUAACCUAUAAAAGACAAUAAUAAUAAAAAAAAAGAUUUAUUUUUGAGUAGUAAUUAUAUAUUAAUUUAAAACAAAAAAAAACAAUAUAAUAAAUAUUUUUUGUUGCUGAUAUAUCAAAAUGACAGGAAGAGGAACAGGAAAACGACGUGGUCGUCCACCAAAAGCAGUGGUUAUGGAAAGACCAAAAAAAUUUCAAUAUCAUUUAAUGAAAAAGCCAAAAUAUUUAUCAAAAACUAAAGAUGUUAAUUCAAAAUCACGUACACCAACACCAUCACGUACAUCAUCACCAAGUAUUGAUGAUACAAGUGUUGUAUCAACACGUAGAUCAACACGUAGUGCUAAAAAAGCUGUACAACGUGGUGGUAAAGUAGUAAAACCACGUAAAGGUGGUCAUACAUCAAAUCAUCAACGUCGUGGUUAUAAUUCAAAUGUUGAUUAUAAUGAUUCUGAGUAUCAUUAUGGCUCAGAUUUUGGUGAUGAAUCAUCAGAAAAAAGUGAAAUUGAAGAUGAUCCAUUGCUACAAACAGAUGAUGAAUCAUCAGUUACAAUUGGUGAACCAGAACCACCAUCAAGUGAUAGUGAUUUUUCAUUAUCAAGUUUUUCAACAAUAUCAAAUACAACACGUAAAAGUAUACUUGGUAUAUUACGUCCACCAAGUCCAGAGCCAUUAUGGUUACAAAAUCGUGAUUUACCAAAUCUAAUAUUACCAAAAUCAUCAGAUGAUUUAUUAGCAUCAAAAGAACAUAUUAUGAAGUUAUUAUCAAUAUAUGAAGUAUUGAGACAUUUUAGAACACUUGUUAGAUUAUCAUCAUUUCGUUUUGAAGAUUUUUGUGCAGCUAUGACAUGUGAUGAUCAAACAAAUUUACUUGCUGAAAUACAUAUUAUGCUUAUUAAAUCAUUAUUACGUGAAGAAGAUUCACAACAAACUCAUUUUGGUCCAUUAGAUCAAAAAGAUUCAAUAAAUGUAUCAUUAUAUUUUAUUGAUGCAUUAACAUGGCCAGAAGUAUUACGUUCAUAUCUUGAAUCAGAUAAAAAUUUUGAUAAUAAUAUAUUAAAUAUAUUAAAUAAUGGUGAAUAUCCAUUUUGCUCAAUUGAUGAUCGUAUUAUUGUAUUAACAUUUUUAACUGAACAAUUUUUAAUAACAAAUCCAGUACGUGAAGAUUUAUUACAUGAAGGUAAUAUGCAUUAUGAUGAUCAUUGUCGUGUUUGUCAUAGACUUGGUGAUUUAUUAUGUUGUGAAACAUGUCCAGCAGUAUUUCAUCUUGGUUGUGUUGAUCCACCAUUAAUGGAUGUACCAACUGAAGAUUGGCAAUGUAAUAUAUGUAAAGCACAUCGUGUUACUGGUGUUGUUGAUUGUAUACCAGAUGUUGAAAAAAAUGGUUUAUUAUGUCGUCAAGAACAUCUUGGUUUUGAUCGUCAUGGUAGAAAAUAUUGGUUUUUAACACGUCGUAUAUUUGUUGAAGCUGAUAAUGGUGAUUUAUGGUAUUAUACAACACCAUUACAAUUUCAAGAAUUAUUAGAAUCAUUAGAUAAUAAUGAUAUGGAAGUUGCAUUAUAUCGUGAGUUAACUGAUUAUAAAGAUGAAAUAAUACGACAAAUGGAAUUAACUGAAACAAUUACAAAUCAAUUUAAAGGUAAUAAAAAAUCAUAUUUAGAAAUUGAAAAUGCAGCAAUAUUAAAAAUGCAAAAAGAUAAACUUGAAAAAGAAGAAAAUGAUAAAAAAGCUAAAGAAAAAAAUGAUAAUAAUACAGAUUUACAAGAUAAAGAUAAAGAUGAUGAAAAUAAAGAAAAAUUAAUUGAUGAUAAUAAUGAUAAUGAUGAUAAUAAAGAUAUUAAAAUGAAUGAUACAAGUGGUGUUGUUGUUGAUGCUGAUACAAAUGAUGAACAAAUAAAAAAUCAAACAUCUGAUGAUAAAGCUUCAACUACUUUAACUGGUACUAUUGAAGAUGAUGAUAAACAACAGUCAUCUGAUAAUGAUAAAACAUUAUCAACAACAACACAAGAUGGUGUUACUAAAAAACCAACGACAAUUUUAACACGUUCAAAAACAGGCUCAUUAACACCACGUUCAUUUAAUCUUGAUGGUUCUAAAAAACGUACAGAAAUUGAAAGAAUUGAUAAAUUAUUAAAAGAUGAAAGUAAUGAUAAUACAAGAUUAACACGUCAAAAAGCACAUCAAAUAGCAUCUGGUACACAUUUAUUUAAACUUGGUAUGGAUAAUACAUUUAAAACAUAUGUCAAUCAAUACAGUACAAAUACAAUUGCAUUAAAUAAAACACAAAGAAAUGAAGAACGUGAUAAAAAACGUCAUUUAUCACAUAAAUUUUCAUUAACACAUGUUUCGGAAUUUAAAUGGAAUGGUAGUUUAACUGGUACACGUGCAUUACUUGUAUCAACAAUACGUCAAACAAUAUUACAACUUGAAAGUAAUAUACAAGCACCAUUUAUGCAUCCAAAUUGGCCAUUAUUACGUAAACCAUGGACAACAGCUGUUAGUGGAUGUAUUAAUCCACGUGAUUUUGUACGUACAUUAAUUGUAUUACAAGGUUGUAUUAAAUCAACAGUAUUUGCAAGUGUAUGGCAUGAUCAACUUGGUCAUGUUAAAUUACAACGUGUUACAGCACUUGAAAGAGAAGAAAAAAAACGUAUUGAUAAAAAAGAAAAAAAAGAUAAAGAUGAUGAAGAAGAAAAAAAUCGUACACCAAAUUAUUGGGUUAAAUAUCGUUACGUUGUAAAGCAUCAAAUAGCAAAACAAAAAGGUGAAGAAUAUCGUUUACAUGGACAAUGGGGAUGGUUAUGGGUAUCUGGUAAUCGUCAUGUUAAAAUUAUUGAUAAUAAUAAAAUUGGUUUAAGUGCUGGACCACAAAGAAUUAUGGUACAAAUACGUGAUCAAAAAGGUAAUAAAGUUCUAUCACUUGAUCCACCAACAUAUGAGUAUCUUUUAAAACAAUAUUCAGAUAAAAGUGAUGAUACAACAACCGAAUCAACAUCAACAACAACAGCAACAACGAGUAAUGAUGAUGUUAAACCAAUUAUUAAACAAGAAAUUGAAACUGAAGAAAUAAAUACAGAUAAAAAAAUUGAAGAUGAAAAAAAAGAAAAUGAUAAUAAAAGUGAAUUAAAAAAUAUCAAUAAUAAUAAUGAUAAUGCUGAUAAUAAUGAUAUUAUUAAAAAUGAAAUAAAAGAUGAAAAUAAUGAUGGUAAUAAAAUAAAUUUCGCAUUUUUCAAAGACAUGGAAAUAAAUAAAAUAUAUAAAAAAAUUGAUAAUUUUGAUGAAAUUGAUGUUAUGAAAGCAUUAACAACAUCAGGACGUUUACUUUAUCCAAAAAUUGGUAAAAAAUCACGUAUUGAUGAUUUUUUAUCACGUAGAACACAUUUAAAAACAUUAGAAGAACGUAAAUUAAUACAAAAUGAAAAAAUGAAAAAUGAUAUUAAUAAUGAUAAUAAAAAUAUAUUAAAUUGUAAUUAUACAACAAAAAAUUUAAUACCAUUAAAUCAACAACAACAAAUACAACAAUUAACACCACAUACAAAAUUAAUAACACCAACUGUUGCUGAAUUAUUAAAUACAGUACAACAAAGAAUUAAAAAUGUACGUGCACAAUAUGUUAAUGUACAAAAUUUGGCUAAAAAUAAUAAAUGUUAUUCAAAAUAUUGUAAUAUGUAUAUACAAUCACCAAAAACAUUAGUUACAACAAAAAGUUUAUCACCAACAUGUUAUUCACCAUUGUGUUUAAGAAGAGGAAGAUUACGACGUGAUUUAGUUGGUUUAAUGAAAAAAGCAACAGCAUUAAGUAAUAAUCAAGUUAAAGCUGUUAAUAUAACUGGUUUAACAAAUUUACAACAAAUAACUAAAAAAGAUGUUACAGCUAUUAUUAAUAAUAAAAAUGAUGAUUGUCAUCAAAAUAAAGACAAUGUAAUACGUAAUGAUUUAGAUAAAACAACAACAACAACAACAUCAAAUUUUAAUGAUGAUUUAUUAUCAAAAGAUGUUAGAAAUGAAUGUGAUUCACCAGUUUUUAAAAAACCAAAAAUUGAAAAUGAUACAACAACAACACCAACAGCAACAACAACAACAAUAAAAACAGAUGAUAAUAAUAUUGAUGAUAAAUCAAUAAUUAAUAAAAUUAAUAAUAAUACAUCAACAACAAUAACAGUUAUUAAUAAACGUGGUAGAAAAGUUGAUCGUUGUACAAAAGCUAAAGAAUUAACAUCAGAUGGUACAGAAAAAAUAUAUUCAACAGUAAAUACUGAGGGUAAAGUAUAUUUAAAAAAAAUAACAACAACAUAUAAUGAUCGUAAAAAAAAACGUAUACCAGUUGUUUAUCCUCAUUGUUCAACAUUUUCAACUAAAAAUAAAUAUCGUAGUAUAUUAGUAUUACCACAACAUGAAUUACGUAAAUUAUCACGUGUUGGUGGUAAACAACCAGCUCAAGGUUUUCAUCAAAUUGCUAAACCAAAUAUGUCUGUAUGGCCAUAUCCAUGUCCACGUCCAUUAUUUAAAACAUGUUGGCUAUAUAAAACAGUUGGUUUAAAAUCAUUAGCAUCAGCAGCAUUACAAUUACGUAUUAUGUGGGCAUGUUUAAGAUGGGAUGAUAUGGCUGUUAAGCCAUUAUCAAAUGAUGGUAAACAUCAAAUAACAACUGAUACUGAAAUAAUGUCAUUAGAAAUAUUAAAACAUCGUCAUAAUGGACAAUUUAUGGAUAAAACACAGUAUUUAAGAAGAAAAGUUGUUAUACCAUUAGAAUUACCAAAAACAAUUAGAGAAACAACAAGUAUUAGAAGUGGUCUUAGAAAAAGAAAAAGACCAGAAAGUCCACAGAGUACAUCACCACAAGUAUCAGAGGAAUGGGUUGAUGAAUGUACAUUGGAACUUUGGGAAAUUAAACAGUAUGGUGACAGGAUGGAGAGAAAGGCUAAUGCCCAAGUUAUUACUAGAAGCCGAUCAAUUGUUCCAAGUCCGGCAAAUACUGGAAAUCGUGGAUCAAUUGGUGUUAUUAAUGAUCAACUUACUGCUAAAUCAACACCUGAAGAAAUUAAAGAAAAAAUGGAAUUACAAUUAAAAAUACAACGUGCUGCACAUCAACAAAAACGUCAAUUAGAACAUCGUGCAAGUCCAGGUGGUACAAAUACACAAAUGAUUAAAGUUGCAUCAGGAACAAACCAAGAUGGAGUAAUGAAACUUAUAUCUAAAGUUGCAAUACCAGCAACACCACAAGGAAAAUCACAAUUAACAUCAUUAUUAACAGCAUCAAAUCAAAAUAAACAAUUUAUUGGUACAAGACGUAUUUUUAUGACAAAGGCAGCUGAUGGUACAACACGUGUAAUCAAUGGACCAACAAGUAUACUACCAAAAACACCAACAUCAACAACACCAACAUCAGCACAUACACCAAAUAUAUUAAAAACAGUUGGUACACCAACAACACCAGUACAACAAGUACAACAACGUGUACAAAUAUUACGUGCACCAGAUGGUAAAUUACAAGUACGUGGAUUAAUGCCUGGACAACAAAUUGUACAAAUGCCUGAUGGUAAAUUACAUGUAUUAAAUACAAAUCAAACAAUAACAACAAAUCAAAAUUCAUCACCACAAAGUGGUAAAACAAUUAUUGGUAAUAAAGCAACACCAAUGAAAACAUUAGCAAUACAACAAAGUCAAGGUAAUAUUGUUAAUUCUACAACACCACCACAAUUAGUUAGAGUUAAACAACAAAUUGUACAACAAUCACCAACACAAAAAGCUGUUACAUCAACAAGUGUAUUAACACCACAAAAAAAUACAAUUGUUGUAUCAAAUACUGGACAAGUUGUUAAUUCAACUGGACAAAUAAUGAAUACAAAUCAAAUUGUUGUUAAUGAUGCAAAUUUAGCACAACAAUUAGCAAGUGGUAAAGCACAAUUAGCAACAAUUGGUGGUCAUCAAGUUGUUAUUAGAAGUACACCAACUGGUAAUCAAAUGGUACAAUUAAAUUCAUCAACAAAUUCACCUGGUCAAUUAUUAUUAAAAGGUACAACAACUGGUAGUCCAAAUUUACAAAAAGUAAUUGCUUCAACAGUAUCAACAUCAACAUCAACUGUACCAACAACACCAAUUAAUACACAAUCAUCAAUAACAAAUGUUAAAACAACACCAGCACAAAAUGUACAAGAAACAAUUGUUAAAUCAGGAAUUCAAACACCGACAACAACGACAACAAAUAUUGCAACAACACCAGCAUCAAAUAUAUCAACAAUAAAAUCAACAAGAGUAUCAACAAAUGAUGCUAAUAUUGAAGCACAAUUACUUGUUGGUCAACCACCAGGUACAACUAUUAAAUGUGUUACAGCAACUGUUAUAGAUACAAUAAAUGGACCAAGAAUUGUAUUACAAGGUUUAUAUAGUACUGAUUUAUCAAGUUCACAAAUAGCUAUGGUACAACAACAAGUUAAACAACAAUUAUUAAAACAACAAACAGAAGCUGAUAAACAGGGUACACUUGGACCAAUAAGAAUAUAUUUAGCUGUACAACCAGCAAUAAAUCAAGCUGUAGUAGCAACAACAACACCAUCAGCAACAUCUACAACAAUAACGACAUCAGUACAAACAUCAAUAGCAACACCAACAACACCAGUUGUGGCUGCAAAUUUAAAAAAUCAAUUAACAAAAACAACAACAGCGGUAACAACUCCAGUAACAUCAACAGCUACAAUACCAUCAACAGUAGUAACAUCAAAUGUACAAAAAAUAAUUGAAACAACAACAACAACAGUAGCACCAACAACAACAACAACAGCAACUGUUGCAUCAAAAGAAAAUAUACCAGAAACAUUAAAACAAAUAACAAAUAAUGAUAAUAAUGCAAAAGUUGUUGUACAACAAGUUAGUAAAACAACAUCAGAUAUUGAUGAUACACAAAAAGAAAAAUUAUGUAAUAAUGAAAACAUAAUUAAUAAAAAAAAUACAACAACAAAUGAUGAUGAAUUUGUUGUAACACCAGAUUAUAUACAUAAUUCAAUUAAAUUAGCACUUAAACAAGAAAAUUUAAAUCCAGAAAUUGAAGAAAAAUUAUUACGUAUGCAACGUUAUCAAGAAAAACAAAUGAAAGGUUCUGAUACAAUAAAUCAUCAAUCAACAAUACCAUCAACACCAGUACAACGUACACCAGUUAGAAAAAGACCAGUACCAGUAUCAUUAUCAACACCAUUAGUACAAUCAUCAACAACAGCAUUAUCAUCAACGACGACGACAACGACAACAACCACAACAACAACACCAUUAUCGUCAUCAUCACCAUCAACAACGACAACAACAGCAGCAGUAAUAGCAACAACAACAACAACGACAACGACACCAACAGCAACAACGACAGUAUCACCAAAAAUGACAACAGUAGCAACACCAAUAAAAACCGAACACACAAUAGCACCAUCAUCACAAGUACAAAAAGAAAAUCAAACAAAAAUAAAUGAUAAUGAUACAAAAAAUAUAUUUGAAUCACCAAGAAAAAAAAUUAAACAAGAACCAGUUACAAAUGAAUCACCACCUCAAAAAAUAAUAACUACACCAGUAAAAUCAUCACCAACAACAACAACAACAUCACCAUCAUCUUCAACAUUAAUAGCAAAUAAUAAUAUUAAAAUUGAAGAUGGUAUAAAUGAUACACCAAAACAAAAUCGUGGAUUAAAAUCAAAAGAAAAUUAUGAAAUACGUAAAAAACAACAACAAGUACAAUCAAAUCAACAAGUUUUAUUAUUUCGUCAUAAAGAAUUAUUAAAAAAAGAUAUAUUAAAAAAACGUUCAUCAUUAGAAAAAGAAUUACAAAUUGAUAUAAAUAAAGAUAUAACUGAUGAAUUAACUAAAAGAACAAAAGCUGAAAGAAAUAAACAAGAUGAUGUUAAAAUUGGUAGUGCUAAAAGAAAAUCAAAUACUCAAUUACCAAAUCAAUUAAGUCCAAUUAAUCGUAAUAAAGGUAAAAAACAACGUAAUUCAAUGAGUGGUAAUACACCACCUGGUUGUGGUAUUAUUAAUAGUGGUAUUGGUAGUGGUGGUAGUAGUGGUGGUACAUCAUCAAAUAAUCGUAUGAAAAAACAAAAAUUAUAUUGUUUAUGUAGAACACCAUAUGAUGAAACGAAAUUUUAUGUUGGUUGUGAUCUUUGUAAUAAUUGGUUCCAUGGUGAAUGUGUUGAAAUAACUGAAGAAAUGUCAAAAACAUUAUCUGAAUUUGUUUGUACUGAGUGUCGACAUGCACGUGAUACACAAGAACUUUAUUGUUUAUGUAAACAACCAUAUGAUGAAUCACAAUUUUAUAUUUGUUGUGAUAAAUGUCAAGAUUGGUUUCAUGGUAGAUGUGUUGGUAUAUUACAAUCUGAAGCUGAUAAUAUUGAUGAAUAUGUUUGUCCAAAUUGUCAAAGAAAUUCAUCUGUUAAUUUUGCUAAUAUGAAAAAUCUUAAUGCUAAAGAUUUGGAUUUACUUAAAAAAGUCAUUAAACUUAUACAGCAACACAAAAGUGCAUGGCCGUUUAUGGAACCUGUUGAUCCAAAUGAAGCACCAGAUUAUUAUAAAGUCAUCAAAGAACCAAUGGAUUUACAAACAAUCGAGCUAAGGAUAAAUGACAAAACAUACAAAAAAUUGAGUGAAUUUAUUGGUGACAUGACAAAAAUAUUUGACAAUUGUCGGUAUUACAAUCCAAAAGAAUCACCAUUUUUUAAAUGUGCUGAAUCACUUGAAACAUAUUUUGUCAACAAAAUUAAGAGUCUCCGGGAAAAAUUCUCUGAGGGUAAAUGAAUAAAAUAUAAAAAUUAAAUAAAUAUUAUUAUUUUUUUUUAUGUUAAAUAGAUUAAAAUUUAAAAAGUUCGUACAGACAUUUAUUUAUUUUAAAAAUAACAAUAAAAUAUAACGACAAAUAGUGAAUAAAUAUCACUUGUUAAGUUAGUUUAUUUUUUAUUUAAUAAAAAAAAAACAAAUUUAAAUAAAAAUAUUCAAUAAAUAGUCAAAAUUAAUCAACAAUCAGUCAGUGUCGAAAUUGACACUUUAAACUACAAUUGUCAAAUUUUUAAUUAAUUAAAAAACAAAUAUAUAUAUAUAAUUUUUCAAUUCAAUGAAAAUUAUAUAAUUAAAUCAGAAAACGUUCCGUGGUGUCUCUUAAUAAUAAGUUGUAAUGCUAGAGCGCAUAAUAAUACUGUACAAAUUUGUUUAUUAUGCAUAACAGGUAAAAAGUGAAAAUUAAAUAUUACUUACGUUUGUUUUAAUCACACAAUAAUAAUUAUA
This is a messenger RNA of Aphidius gifuensis, 10488 nucleotides long. It is a transcript of the gene E(bx), whose product is annotated as nucleosome-remodeling factor subunit NURF301. Gene Ontology annotation, biological process: regulation of transcription by RNA polymerase II. Lineage: Eukaryota; Metazoa; Arthropoda; Insecta; Hymenoptera; Braconidae. The record is from RefSeq and is a predicted model, not a curated record. Gene Ontology annotation, molecular function: RNA polymerase II cis-regulatory region sequence-specific DNA binding. The transcript has 6 exons. Bases 1357 to 10005 code for a protein of 2882 amino acids. Gene Ontology annotation, cellular component: NURF complex.